AUGGAGAAUGCUAGUGCCAUUACUUUGAGAAGUGGUAGACAACUUGAGAAGACUCACAAGAAGCCAAAUGAUGAGAAAGAAGUUGGAGAUGAGUUUGCCAUAUCAAAGAAGGAGGAACAUGAGCAAGAAAUUUUAUACACUUUUAGAAAAGUACAUGUCAACAUUCCUUUGUUGGAUGCAAUAAAGCAAGUGUUGCAUUAUGCGAAAUCUCUUAAAGAAUUGUGUACCAGCAAGAGAAAACUUAGGGGAAACGAGGUGGUGAGUGUGGGAGAAAAUGUCUUAGCAGUUUUGCAAAGGAAGCUUCCAACAAAGGGCAAAGAUCCGGGUAGUUUCACCAUACCAUGCAUCAUAGGCAACAUAAGGUUUGAGAAAGCAAUGUUAGACUUAGGUGCUUCUAUUAAUGUCAUGCCUUACUCAAUUUAUCUUGAUUUAAAUCUUGGUACUCUUAAAUCGACCAGCGUAGUUAUUAAACUCGCUGAUCGAUCUAAUGCCUAUCCAAAAGGAGUUAUGGAAGAUGUUUUGGUGCAGGUAAACGAGCUUGUUUUUCCAAUGGAUUUCUAUGUGCUUGACAUGAAAGAUGAAACAACUGUGAAAACUAUGCCAUUGCUUUUAGGGAGACCAUUCAUGAAAACAGCCCUUACGAAAAUAGAUGUGCAUAAUGGGACGUUGACAAUAGAGUUUGAUAAGGAACAAAUGUUCGAGCUUAAGGGUAAAGAUCCAUUGGAAGUGGCAAUAUGGAAUGGGCUGUCAACCGAGGAACCUCAAAGUUUUAACGAAGACGUGGAGUUAGGAGAAGAGCUAAAUGAAACUAUAGGAAUGUUGGAUGAGCUUCCAAAGAAAAAUCCAAGGUAUUUGCUUACAAAGAAGAAGGCUAAACCAAGCCUUAUAAGGUGGAUUCUAUUGCUACAAGAGUUCAACCUAACAAUCAAAGACAAAAGAGGGAGUGACAACAUUGUAGUAGACUAUUUAAGUAGGUUAAUAAACCAAGAAGAUGCUCUUCCAUUGAAAGAUGAUUUUCCAAAUGAACAAUUACUUGCGAUCACAUCCUCGAGACCAUGGUAUGCAGAUAUAGUAAAUUACAUAGAGGCCAAGAGAACCCCACCUAACAUGUCGUGUGUUAUCAAGGACAAACUGAAGAAGAUCGCCAAGCAAUACGUGUGGGAUGAUCCAUAUCUUUGGAAAUAUUGCCCCAACCAAAUCAUAAGAAGGUGUCUACGCUCAGUGGAAAUUAAGAGCAUGAAGACCGGGAAAGACUUCAAGGUCAAUGGCCAUAUUCUAAAGCCAUACUACGAGCCAUUCAUGGAACAAUUGGAUGAAGUAUCUCUCCAUGAAUCAAUAGACAUGGACAGUUAA
Molecule: messenger RNA, 1353 nt
Organism: Pistacia vera
Lineage: Eukaryota; Viridiplantae; Streptophyta; Magnoliopsida; Sapindales; Anacardiaceae
Exons: 6
Coding region: 1-1353 (450 amino acids)
Source: RefSeq, a predicted model, not a curated record